Messenger RNA from Hyaena hyaena (striped hyena), 745 nucleotides. It is a transcript of the gene CD3D, whose product is annotated as CD3d molecule. Lineage: Eukaryota; Metazoa; Chordata; Mammalia; Carnivora; Hyaenidae. The coding region runs from base 145 to 657 and encodes 170 amino acids. The record is from RefSeq and is a predicted model, not a curated record. Gene Ontology annotation, cellular component: alpha-beta T cell receptor complex; membrane; external side of plasma membrane. Gene Ontology annotation, biological process: cell surface receptor signaling pathway; positive thymic T cell selection. Gene Ontology annotation, molecular function: transmembrane signaling receptor activity. The transcript has 5 exons.
AGAGAAAUAAGCCUUUUCUAGUUCCUCCCCCGCCUCUUGACUUUUUCCGGGUACCCAUGAGUCAGUUAGGGGAGGGCAUCCUCUCUCACCCUGGCUGAUCAUUCUGAGACCUGGGGCUAUCUGCUGAAUGAAUUCUGCUGGAAAAUGGAGCACUCCAGUUUUCUGGCUGGCCUGAUACUGGCUGUCCUUCUCUCCCAAGUGAGUCCCUACAAGAUAUCUGUGGAGGAGCUUGAGGACAAGGUGUUAUUGAGUUGUAACACCAGCAUCAUAUGGAUGGAGGGAACGACGGGAACACUGCUUCGAAACGAUACAAAUCUGGACUUGGGAAGACGCAUCCUGGACCCACGAGGAGUGUAUACGUGCAAGAGGAAAGAAGAGCAAGACAAAAUACACUUUAUGCAAGUAUAUUAUCGAAUGUGUCAGAACUGUGUGGAGCUGGACUCAGGCACCCUGGCUGGCAUCAUCAUCACGGACAUAAUCACCACAAUUCUCCUCGCUUUGGGGGUCUAUUGCUUUGCGGGACACGAGACUGGAAGGCUCUCUAAGGCCGCUGACACUCAAACUCUCCUGGGAAAUGACCAGCUCUACCAGCCCCUUCGAGAUCGGAAUGAUGCCCAGUACAGUCAUCUUGGCGAAAACUGGUCUCGGAAGAAGUGAAUCUGAGGCUGGUGGCUUCUAGGAGUGUCAGCUAUCGACUGUGCCUUCUUUCCUUGCUCGGCCAAUAAAGAUGUCUUCUCUCACUCAG